Molecule: messenger RNA, 1303 nt
Organism: Mauremys reevesii (Reeves's turtle)
Lineage: Eukaryota; Metazoa; Chordata; Testudines; Geoemydidae
Product: MARVEL domain-containing protein 3-like
Exons: 4
Coding region: 183-1166 (327 amino acids)
Cellular component (GO): membrane
Source: RefSeq, a predicted model, not a curated record
CUCCCCCCUCCCCCGGCCCGGCACACAAGGAAAUGCAGCUCCACAGGCUUGGAGCGGCAAACAGGGAGGCCCAGGGGAGCAGCCAGGGAGGAAACUUCAGCUAAAACCACUGGCUCCGAGUGCUGCUGCCACCGCCGCCAGACAAAUUAUUUCAGCAAGAAGAAAUACAUGUGAGAAACAAGAUGUCUCAUGCUGAGAGACCUCACCGCGAUAAGCAACACCGAUAUUAUGAGAGCCACGGAUCUGACAGACACCAUGAGGAGAGAAGGGCUAAAAAGCCAUACCCAUCCAAUGGAAGGUCAACACAAGGGAUUCCUAGCAACCAACACUCCAGACCUUCUACUGCUAAUUCAGACCUGUACCAAAAAAACAACCUACCAACUCAUGGAUAUGUCAAUUCUCCACCAAAUUAUGAUCCCGAGAAAAAGACCUUUUCGGAGAAAUGUAAUAACCUAUGCUCAAGGAGAGGUAUUUUGAAGUUUGUUGAAAUUACCGUCAACAUUCUAGUGCUGAUCUGUGUUGGAGCCUCCCAUGCAGCUAUUGCUGGCUAUAGUUCUAUGGGAGGUUUGGGAACGGGCUCUUUCAACAUUGGUUCGUUUUACAGCCCAUUUGAAGGAACUGAGUUCCAGGAGGUGCGAGACCUGGACAUGCAGUACAGCCAGAUGAGAGCUCCUUGUGUGUAUGGGGGAGUAGCCUUCAGCCUGACAUUAGUAGCACUUACACUCCUGUUCCUCAUCGUUGGGGCAAAACCCAUUGAUCGACUCUCUGUGAAGAUGCUUGUGGCAGAAUGUGCCUUUGAUGCGCUGGCUUGUAUGGGGUAUAUUGCAGCUGUUGGCCUUUACUUACACUUUAUCAUCCAGGUGAACGCCACAGACACAUGCAAGAAGAGGGAAAGACUGUAUGCACGCCGUGGAUACACCUGGAUGAACUGUGAGGUUCAGGGGGGUGAUGCAGCUGUCAGCCUGUUUGGCAUCGUUGCUGCUUGUUUGUACUUCCCAAGUUUUGUGAUCUGUGCACUCACCAUUCGAAAUGUACGGGCCUUUCGGAGCCGGAUGACCAGGACUCAAUACAGCCUUGAGAACAGCAACAGUGAGAGAGAAUACCAAAAGGAUUACAGAGGCCCCGAAAGCACUCACAAUGCACAGGCUGUAGCAACACUGGUGUAGAAUCUGUCAUGGAACUCAGUGCAGUGGCAGGGAGCAUCAACUCCAGUGAUGGGCAGGCACUGGAUCUGAUAUUUUUAGGGUUUUCUUUAAAUACAGAGCAUCUGUAUCAUACGGACCAUAGUGUACACAUGUACAGC